This is a messenger RNA of Epinephelus lanceolatus (giant grouper), 1750 nucleotides long. RefSeq names its product ankyrin repeat domain 39 (gene ankrd39). Gene Ontology annotation, molecular function: protein binding. Lineage: Eukaryota; Metazoa; Chordata; Actinopteri; Perciformes; Serranidae. The record is from RefSeq and is a predicted model, not a curated record.
ACAAACUACUCUGAAGUUCUUCCUUUUGUAGUAUAAUAAUUACAUCUUUUCGCGUUGUUUCAAUCCGUAUCUGAAUCCUAACAUGCCUAUAACAUAUACAUUUUUUUCGUCAUUCGGUUAAACAUUCAUUGACUGUAUUUCUGGGCUCGUGUGUUUUGAAGCCAGUCCUGUUGGUGGUGGUAAAGCACCACAAAGUUGUCGACCACCAAAGAUAGAAGAAGAAACGCGGAACUGUCAAACAGCAUAAUGACAAUACAUGCCUGUAACUCAAAAACUACUGUUCAGCUUCAGGUUUGAACCAAGUUGGAAUUAUUUUUUAUCCCGUUUGUGCCAGUUAACACGAUGGCGUCUGACAGACAUCACUGUUCGUGUUGCUCCCAUCCAAUCUCCUCUCCCAGUGUUUACCAGACGCUGAGUGAAAUGGAUUUUGAACGAGGUAUCUGGUCUGCUGCAAUGGAUGGGGACUUGGAAAGGGUCAAGUCUUUUGUCCAGAAGGACACAGACCCCAACCUGAGAGACUCAGCUGGAUACACAGCUCUGCACUAUGCGAGCCGCAGUGGUCAUCACACUGUAUGCAAGUUUCUUCUUGAGAACGGUGCCUGUGCAUCUCCCCAGACACCAGGCGGUGCUACACCACUCCAUCGAUCAGCCUACUGCGGUCAUCUGGAUGUGGCCCGACUCCUGCUGCACCACAGAGCAGAUCCAACGCUCUGUGAUGACGAUGGCGCAUCCCCUUUACAUAAGGCUUCAGAACGGGGUCAUGAAGAGGUGUGUCGGCUGCUUCUGGAGCACUGUCCUGCACUGUGCAGCCAGGUGAAUAAGAGGCUCCAGCUACCCUUCCAGCUGGCACCACAGGGAGAUCUGCAGGAGCUCCUAAAACCACCCCGGUGAAAACAGACACACUGCAUCUGGGAAAUCUGGAGUUGCUAAGAACAGACAAAUGACAUGAGUCCCUUUUUUGAGUUGCUUUUCCAGUGUAGGUUGUUGGAUAUGCAGGAUUGGCAACUUUAUCUGCAAGAUUCUCCGCCACUGAAUCAAACUUUCAUCAGCUGAAGGGACGUUCACACGCAUCUGCAUUUGUAGAACAGCCAAUAGGAACACCACGAUUCGCCAAAGUCUCCCAUCAUGAGCAAAAUUUUCAAAAGCUGGAAAACAGAGCCAAGGGGAGGUGCAGAAGUGUAGUUUUCUCUCAGACCACUUGAAUUAAAAUAUGCUCAGUUCAUUAUGAUAUUUUUGCCAAAUGAUGCCAAAAUUAGAUUGUCUACCCCAGCUUUAAUUAGUCAAUGAUGGCAGCAAUGACCUGUUUCUUCUUCUCAUUGACCAUUUAGAGAAAAAACAAAACAGACAUUUGUCUUUGUGUUGUGUUACAGCUAGUUACAGCUGAGGUAUUUAGUUUGGGUUUUACGGCUGAGUAGUGAUAAGGGAAACAGAUGUUAUUGUUCAGUGGGAAGAAUUACGUGAAAACCCUACCUCACCAUCUGAUGUGGCUGAAACCUUGGCAUUGAAGGUUUCAUUGUUGAAUUAGCCUGACAUGAAGUACAAGAGCAGAGCAGGCUUACAUGCUAGCUACCAACAGACAUAGUUUCUCUUUGAAAUGACUGCACUUAAACCCACUGUAUGUAGAACUUGAAAUGAAUUUGUGCAGUGAUCUGCAAACACCAGCAUUUGCUAUCACUGCAGCACUUGUCACUGUUUAUAUUGAACAUGUGUCAUGUUUGACAAAGCAGUUUGUAUUAAAACUGGAGGCCAA